AUGUCUCCCCGGACACCGAAGGCUGACGAAACUUGGCCAAACGUGUCCACGUGCAUUGAUCCCGUAGGUCCGGAUAAUGAACCUCCUCCAACAUACUGCGAUAAUAAUGCUUUCCAGUCCGAAAUCGUUAUUCCACCUCACUCGACCUCAAUUGACUAUGCAGCUUACCGCAUCUCCGAGAGUGUUGUUUCCGAUGAUCAAACCAAUCGCUAUGUUAUUGGCCCUGGGCCGGGAGAACAACUAUCACCACCUCCGCGACUGAUAGUUAGAAUUCGGGGAACGCACAUUGACAAGCCACUCGGUCUCACAAGCCAGAAAAUUCUGGACAGAGAUAGUUUCUCAGACAAUGAAGCACUUCAGUAUUGGGUACAACAAUUCUGCGAAGGUCAGGAAGAAUGUCUACAACUUCAGCGCAUCGUUACGAACUGGGAUACUUCAUUCUUGGAGACAUCCAUCCGGGAUCUCGUUGUCACAGCAAGAUGCAAAGGGUGCCUCGAAGUCACUUUUCCUCUGCAUCAUUCUAAACUUACUAUCUUGAAACCUGGCUCCGCCGCAAUUUCUUCAAAGCCUGUCUCGUGGAGCUGUUUUUCUCACUUUGCAAAAUCCAUCACCCCUUCUUCUAAAUUGCUAGGGCAAGGACAGUCUACAUGCUCCCAUUUCCAGACGAUCUGGCCUUACGCCAGCUCACCACCCUCCUCAACGAUCCCAAUCUCCAUCUUGCCCUCACUGCUACCACCACGACAAUGCGCCGUGCAAAGUGAGACCUCCUGGUUCAACACCUGGAAAGAACCCAUCCGCAACAGCAUUGUGGCCAAAAGACGAGGCUGGAUAACGAUCGAGGACUGGAAAGACGUGUACAUGAGCAAUGUACACUGGCCUCAGCCGGGUAGGGACUGGGGCACUCCGGCCGAAGACUGGGUCACGCUGAUGAAAGGAAUCACAUUGGCGGGAUCAAGCAAGGUUGCGCCUGGAGAUAUUGUUUGGUGGAAGUACUUGGGUGGAAAGGUGAUUAAGAACAGUUAUUCCAACGUGUCGGAAGCUUCUAUCAAAGGAUCCCGACAUCGGGUGUUGUGGUUGCAACUGAUGCGCCAGAUAAGGUAG
Molecule: messenger RNA, 1101 nt
Organism: Rhinocladiella mackenziei CBS 650.93
Lineage: Eukaryota; Fungi; Ascomycota; Eurotiomycetes; Chaetothyriales; Herpotrichiellaceae
Exons: 3
Coding region: 1-1101 (366 amino acids)
Source: RefSeq, a predicted model, not a curated record